Jatropha curcas is the source of this 2873-nucleotide messenger RNA. RefSeq names its product Sec23/Sec24 protein transport family protein. Gene Ontology annotation, molecular function: zinc ion binding; GTPase activator activity. Lineage: Eukaryota; Viridiplantae; Streptophyta; Magnoliopsida; Malpighiales; Euphorbiaceae. The record is from RefSeq and is a predicted model, not a curated record. Gene Ontology annotation, cellular component: COPII vesicle coat; endoplasmic reticulum exit site. Gene Ontology annotation, biological process: intracellular protein transport; COPII-coated vesicle budding; endoplasmic reticulum to Golgi vesicle-mediated transport.
GCAAACAGGCUAUACUCAACAAUUCACAGGUCACAAAGCAGAAGUAGGAUUAGAUCAAUUAACCCCCCAAGUUGUUGGGGCUUUUCGCUUUGCCUCACUUUCUCAGGAACCAACCACACCUUUCAUCAAUCAUUACUCUCGCCUCCUGAUGUUUACUUCCUCAUUGCUACAUCCAGGAUUCCUUUCCUGUAUCAACCGUACGAAACCCCUUCUUCCCUUUUUCUUUUAAAAAGAAAACAUGAAACCAGCUUAAAAAACCUACUUACCCAGAUCGAAUCCUAUCUCUACAAUGGAUUUCGUGGAGCUGGAGGCAAUCGAGGGCCUGCGAUGGUCCUGGAACGCUUGGCCCACGACAAAAAAUGAAGUCACAUCCCUGGUAAUUCCACUUGGCAUCAUGUGUACACCACUCAUGCAAUCUUUGGAGCUUCCAAUUCUACCUUACGAGCCCCUUACCUGCACACGCUGUGGUGCUGUAUUAAAUCCUUACGCUCGCGUUGAUUACCAAUCUCGUAUUUGGAGCUGUCCCUUCUGCUACCAGAAAAACACUUUCCCUAUUUCUUAUUCCGGUAUUGGAGAAACCAAUCUUCCAGCUGAGCUUUUCCCCACUUACAGUACCGUUGAAUACAAACUCGAUAAGAUCGAUGCAAAAAUUGCUUCUUCUGCGCAUUUGGGUUAUAGUUGGGCAAAUGGAUUGUCUUCUUCUAAUGUGUCUUUGUCAUCGAUGGCGUCAUUGGGGACUCCGAGAAUGGCCGCCGGUGGUGGGGAGGUGAAAGGGGUGGGACCUGCUUUUAUAUUUGUGGUUGAUGCUUGCACGGCGGAGGAGGAGCUGAUGGCUGUUAAAAAUGAGUUGUUAUUGGUUAUUGAGCAGUUGCCAGAAAAUGCGCUUGUGGGUUUGGUUGCCUUUGAUUCAAUGGUUAGGGUUUAUGAUCUGGGGUUCUCGGAGUGCUCGAGGGUGGUUGUGUUUCAUGGUGAACGUGAGGUUUCAUCGGAGCAGAUCCAACAGUUUUUGGGGAUAAAUAAAACCAAGAUGCAGCAACUUGGAAAGACGCCAUUUGUCCAGAAUCAGGGAUUUUUGCUACCCAUAUCUGAAUGUGAGUUCAACAUCACUACAGCAAUUGAAGAAAUUUGUUCUUUAGCAGUGGUCAUGUCUGGUCAUCGCCCUCAAAGAUGCACUGGUGCAGCAAUAACUGUUGCGCUUGGACUGCUUGAAGGAUGUUCAGUGCAUACUGGCUCCCGCAUUAUGGUUUUCACUUCUGGACCCGCAACUUUGGGGCCAGGGAUGAUUGUGGAUUCAUCUCUCACUAAUGCCAUCAGAACUCAUAGAGACCUCAUUAAUGGUCGUGCACCAUACCAUGACAAAUCAUGCAGCUUCUACAAUCGAUUGUCACAGAGAUUAUCUGAUGCAUCUAUUGUUCUUGAUUUAUUUGCUUGUUCUCUUGAUCAAGUAGGGGUGGCGGAGCUAAAAGCCCCAGUUGAGAGGUCAGGUGGAUUCAUGAUGUUAGGAGAGUUAUUUGAGUCAGAUCAAUUCAGGAAAUGCUUGAGGCACAUUUUUAGUCGGGGUGAAGAUGGGAGUUUGAAGAUGUAUUUUGAUGCAACUAUUGAGGUGAUCACCACAAGAGAUGUAAAAAUCUGUGGAGCACUUGGACCUUGUGUUUCUCUUCAUAAAAAAAAUGACUUAGUGAGUGAUCGUGAAACUGGGCAGGGUGGCACGUAUGCAUGGAAAUUGGGCACACUAACGAAUAAAACAUGCAUAGCUUUCUUCUUCGAAGUAGGCGAUGAACAGAAGGCGCAUCCUGGGUCUGCAUUUUUUAUACAAUUUAUAACACGAUACCGACAUGGAAACAUGGGAAUCCAGAAAAGAGUUACAACAGCUGCAAGAAGAUGGGUUGGAAACAAGUCAGCAGAAAUCACUGCUGGUUUUGAUCAGGAAGCAGCAGCUUCAGUCAUGGCAAGACUUGCCAUUCACCGAGCAGAGACAUGUUAUGCUCGAGAUGUCAUCAGAUGGUUAGAUGACAACCUUAUUCGUUUUGCUUCUAAGUUUGGGGACUAUAUACAGGAAGAUCCAUCUACCUUCAGGUUGUCAACAAACUUUUCUCUUUACCCUCAGUUCAUGUAUUAUUUGAGGAGGUCUCAAUUUAUUGAUGUUUUCAAUAGUUCUCCUGAUGAAACUGCAUUUUUCCACUUGAUGUUAAACCGUGAAGGGGUGGUAGGUUCCCUUAUCAUGAUACAACCUACACUUUUUCAGUAUUCAUUUGAUGGACCUCCUAUUCCAGUCCUCUUAGAUGUUCGCUCGAUCGCUGCCGAUGUUAUUUUGCUCUUCGAUUCCUACUUCCAUGUGGUGAUUCAUUAUGGGUCUAAGAUUGCUCAGUGGAGGAAACUUGGCUAUCACAAAGAUCCAAACCAUGAGAAUCUAAGAAAGUUGUUGGAAGCUCCCGAAGUUGAUGCGGAACAAUUGGUGGGGGAACGAAUACCAGCACCUAAACUGAUAAAAUGCGACCAACACAGUAGUCAGGCUAGGUUUCUUCUGGCAAAGUUGAAUCCAUCUGUUACUCAGAACUCAACAUACACAGAAGGAUCAGAGAUCAUUCUCACGGACGAUUUGAGUUUGCAAGAUUUUAUAGAUCACUUGCAAACACUGGCAGUGAAAGCUUAACAAAGAGGAGUGUUGUACAGAGUUUCUCCUGUUCGAGUUGUUCUGUGUUUUUCUUUGCAUAGAGCUAGAAAUAUAUGUUGUAUAUUGUUUCCAAUAGUUAAGGUUUCGGGUCGUUAUACUAGGAAGAGGUACACACAUGACAUUAUAGAAACAAGGUUGUUUGGUUUCUUUUUAUUUUUUCCUCUAUUUAAAUUAAGAGACGGUUUGAUAUUUCUCGUUU